Molecule: messenger RNA, 275 nt
Organism: Paraglomus occultum
Lineage: Eukaryota; Fungi; Glomeromycota; Glomeromycetes; Paraglomerales; Paraglomeraceae
Source: the annotation of a GenBank genome assembly
GAACUACAGAAAUGACUAUUAUCGCGCAAGAGAAUGAAAGUGCUGGUCCGAGGUUGAGUGCAAAAGAAUUUGAACUAUAUAAUAGACUGAAUGCUGCAGGAAGAGUUACCUUUUUGAAGGUACUUGAUCAAAGAACGGAAAAAGGAUGGAAAGAAGGAAAAAAAAUUGGAAAAGAAGGAAGGAAAGUAGGAAGAGAAGAAGGAAGGAAAGUAGGAAGAGAAGAAGGAAGGAAAGAAGAGCGUAAAAGAGGAGUAUGUUAUAAACCAUAUAUUUGA